Molecule: messenger RNA, 5330 nt
Organism: Columba livia (rock pigeon)
Lineage: Eukaryota; Metazoa; Chordata; Aves; Columbiformes; Columbidae
Gene: POLL
Product: DNA polymerase lambda
Exons: 9
Coding region: 1899-3776 (625 amino acids)
Biological process (GO): double-strand break repair via nonhomologous end joining
Cellular component (GO): nucleus
Molecular function (GO): DNA binding; DNA-directed DNA polymerase activity
Source: RefSeq, a predicted model, not a curated record
GCUGUCUGCAUAAUGAAGCAGCAAACUGGACUACUGCAAACACUAAAGCCUUGAUGUGAUUUACUGGGAUGCUGUAGGCACAUCUAAAGGAGUUUUGCUCCUUUUUUGUGUCAGCCUUCUGAACCUGAGCUGGGUCUCAGAAAACCACAGCUUUCACUGUGCUCUGUCCUGUCUGGAUGAAUGUGGGCAUCUGUAGAUGAAUGUGCUGUGGGUGAAUGCAACAGUAUCUGGGGUCUGGUUGUCCUUGAGGAAGGAGGUGUGUGAACUGUACUUGGCCAUGAGUUUGGGUGUCCUGGAUGGGUAAAGGAGAGGUUUUGUAUUACAAACUGGGAGUGCUUCUAAGGUAAAACACUCAGCAUGGUGCUUUGUUAGAACUUAAUAGGUAAUUUCCACUGCCAAGAAGCUGCUCUUCCCUUGUGAUCCACAAGAAUUGGAAGAUGUUUGCUGGAGCCCCUGCCUGAGCAGGGAGGGAUUGGAACCCACCAGCUCCUCACCUUCUUGAAGGGAAACCUCCAUUCCCAGUGGAUGUGAGACAGCAGCUCAGGGUGCAAAGUAGUUGAAAAGCAUGGCUUUGCUGCAGGAUCACAUUCUUACAAGGAUCUUUCCAGCACAGCUCCCUGUCACAGUUUCUGAUCUGUGCCUGUCCUCUGCCACUUGUGCCUGCUUGCUGCCAGCUCCCUUGUAACUACUGUGAUGCUACACCUUCUUCUCAUGUGGAGUUGAUGUCUAAGUGCCCCAAGCAAUUAUCUACUGCUGUAAAAAGGUGUCAUGGUUGGAACAAUCUUCUGUCAGCUCAAAACUGUAGAUCCCAAAGGUUGUUAUCCCAGGAUAAUGAUUCUGGGGUGACCUCUGGUUUAUUUGUAACACUGAGCUGUUGCUGGAAACACGGUGCUUUGCCUCAGGGCUUGCUAAAUCUUGCUGUUGUGUUCAGGUUCUGCAUGUGAGGAGAGCUUUAGGUAAAGGAUUAGGCAUUAGAUAGAAGACUAGAGAGAAAGAGAACUGGCAGAGCUUGGGAGUGGAGGAGGUCUGGUUUUUCUCAGGUCCUGGUGUGUUACAGGUCCUUUAAUGAAAUUGGAAGGGAUGGAGAUAUUAAAUGUCUUUGGCAGUGUCCCUAGUGAGAGGCUGUGAAGGAACUGGAGUAACUGGGGGGUGGGAGGAGAGGUUCUUUAUUGCACUGGGACUUGGGCAAGGCCCAGAGUAGGAAUGAGCAUGUCAGCUGAACAGGUGAACAAGUAUUCCUGGUGUAGGUGCCCCAUGACAGGCUGCUGCCAGUCCGGUCUCUUGUCUGCAGCCCAUGUUUGGUGGGUCCUGCACUCUUGUAGCUGCUUUUUGAUUCUUCCUGGCUGGAGCAGAGCCACCAUGGUGCUAGCACAGGUAGGUUAAAGGAUGCACCCUCCCGCCUCAGAUGCAUAUCUCCUGUGACAGGGAGAUAUGCUGGGAGCCUGCAACCUCCUCACUUAAAAGUAGUGUUUGUUUGGGUAUGAGCUGUUCAAAUACAAACUGGGAUGGAAGGAGAUGCAGUAAUCUAAGCACAGGGAUGGCUGGUGCAAAGUGGAGACGGUAGCUGGUUGCAGUGCGGAUUACUAAAGCCACACUGCUGGGGUUAUCCCUGUGCCCAGGGUGCUGUCUGUGCAGGGAAGUUUGUGAUGGGCCAUGUCUGUGCCCUCAUGGAAGGGGUGUGCUACUGCUACUUCUGAGCUGGUCGCUGGUCCCUGUCACCACUUUCCCCUCUGUGCCAUGCAAAUGAAGGCAGCUGCGUUUGGUUCCUGCGCUCUGCAGAGCUGCCUGUGUUGUCACGUUGUCACGUCACGUUGCGCAUGGCUGGCGGUAAGGAAGCAGCUGGGGGUCUUCCUCUUCACCCUGUUUCAUAGGCUGUGUCCAUCCAGGUCUAAGUAUUGAUGCUGUUUGCAGAGAUACCACAGUUACCAGAGCAUCCCUCUAACUGCAUGGAGGACCUUGCCCAACAACGCAGGAGGGAGUUGCUUCCAAGCAUGUCCCAUGCAGCAAGGGCAGCUGAACUUCUCACUAGGCCUAUGGAGCCACGAGGGAUUGUCAAAGCCUUUCCCAAGAGGAAGAAGGUGAGGGAUGACUUGGGGAAAAGCGUCCCUCCAAAGAUCUCAAAAGAGGAAGGAAGAGAGAUACCUGAGGCAGAGUGGCUGAAACCUGUCACCACUUACGUUUUGCAAGCUGGCAUCGGCCAAGCCAGGGCAGAGAUCUUCCACAAGCAGAUUGUCCAGAACGGCGGUGUUGUACACAGCCAGCUCUCCUCAGAGGUGACACACAUCAUUGUGGCUGAAGACAUGGACUGUAAUCGGGCCCUUCGGCUCCUUAAAUUAACCAAGCUGCCUCCAGGGUUGCAGCUAGUGAAGGCAUCCUGGCUAAGUGCUUGCAUCAGAGACCAGAAGCUGUUGAGUACCGCUGGCUAUGGUGUCUUUAUCCCUUGCAGGUACCUGGAGGAUGGAGAACUGCAGAAAGAGCAGCAGCAGCAGGUACUGGGCAGUGAAGAGAUCCAGCCCCCAGCAGAGGAGGGAGCAGUGAAUCCAAAUACUGACGCACAGGUCGGGGAUUCCUCGCAGCAAGGCCUGGGCACCCUUGGACAGCAGCAGCUGGCUGAGAAAGUCUCUGAUGAAGAAGACAGUGAAGGAGAAGAUGCUAGUGUCACCCAGGGAGAUCUGGAAGCACUGAUGUCUGGCCACUACCCUGUGAAAUCAUCAGAGGAGACCAGUGACAGCUCUUCCACAGUGGCACAGCCUGCCAGCAAGUGGGUGUGUGCCCAUUCCUCCAACAGCAAGAAGGAGAAUCACAACCAGUGCAUCACAGAGAAGCUGGAAGUGCUGGCAAAGGCCUAUUCUGUCCAGGGGGACAAAUGGAGAACUCUGGGCUACACCAAAGCCAUCAAUGCACUCAAGAGCUACCACAAACCAGUCACCUCCUUCCAGGAAGCCUGUAAAAUCCCUGGGAUUGGGAAGCGAAUGGCAGAGAAGAUCCUGGAGAUCUUGGAGAGUGGGCAUCUGCGCAAGCUGGAUCACAUCAGCGAGAGCGUGCCUGUACUAGAGCUGUUUUCCAACAUCUGGGGAGCAGGGGCCAAGACGGCUCAGAUGUGGUACCAGCAGGGUUUCCGGACGCUGGACGAUAUCCGCACCAAGGCGACUCUCACCAGCCAGCAAGCUGUGGGGCUGAAGCACUACACGGAUUUCCUGGAGCGCAUGCCUCGGGAGGAAGCUGCAGAGAUAGAACAGACCGUCAGACGAGCUGCACUGGCCCUGCAGCCUGGGCUCGUGUGUGUGGCAUGUGGCUCCUACCGUCGGGGGAAGCCCACCUGUGGAGAUGUGGAUGUGCUGGUCACUCACCCGGAUGGGCAGUCUCACCGUGGGGUGUUCAGCAAGCUGCUUGACAGCCUCCACAGGAGCGGCUUCCUUACAGAUGACCUGGUGAGUCAGGAGGACAAUGGUGAUCAGAAGAAGUACCUGGGGGUAUGCCGCCUCCCUGGGCCAGCCCAGCGUCACCGCCGGCUUGACAUCAUUGUGGUGCCUUACAGUGAGUUUGCCUGCGCUCUGCUCUACUUCACCGGCUCGGCUCACUUCAACCGCUCCAUGCGCGCCCUGGCCAAGACCAAGGGUAUGAGCCUCUCAGAGCAUGCCCUCAGCGAGGCCGUGAUGCGAGGCCCUGGAGGUGUCAAGGUGGCCUCUGGCCAUACAGUGCCCACCCCUACAGAGAGAGAUGUCUUCAUUCAGCUGGGGCUGCCUUAUCGGGAGCCCUCAGAGCGGGACUGGUGACAGCCAAUUGUCACCCAGUAUUCUAGGGCCACUGCAGUGCUGCUGUUUUGAAGUGCGCUGGUUUCCCCAGUGCUGCUGUGUGGUGACUGCAAACUGGGGAACUUAUCCCAGCAAACUGGGGCACUUAUCCCAGCAAACUGGGGCUCCUCACAAGUGCAGGGCCGUGCUGCUAGCAGAGCUGUGUAGCAUCACACAGCAGAGGCUGUGGGCUGGAACCUUCCCGGAAGUGCUGCCUGAUGCCCCACACAGCCUCUUGUGUCCCUGCUCUUAAGCAGCCCAUGGCUACCAAAGGGGUUCACUGCCCACCAGCUGCCCUGGCCCUGCUCUCGCCAGGGAAAGCUUCUGAAAGCUAGGCUGCAGAGCCUUGUGAUCCAACCCCUCCCAGUGCGUGGGAAGUGGGAAGUGUGAUGUGUCUGUGUCUGAGCAGACAUUCCAAAAUCUCUGGCCUGAGCUGUGUAUGAAGGCAGCCAUGGUCUGGCUUGGCCCUGGAACGGGCCUUCCCCCUUCUCACUACUGCUGACUGUUGCUACUGUGGGGAUCGUGAAGGGUCCCCCUGUGCUGCUGCUGUGUCCUCCAUCCAUCUGAGCUGAUCUGUGCCCUCUGGUGGGUGUCACUGCACAGGGCUGGGCUGCCACCAGCUUCCCCUGGGGCGAGGCCAGCCUUGAAGGAGGCGCAGGGACCUGAUGUGCUGUGCUGCUUGCUCUCAGCCCGUUGUGUGCUGAAGAUCCUCGGGUGCAGAGCUGUCACCCCCUCAGUGUGGCCCAAGAGCUCCUUUCCUCUCAGUGCAGGAGAGGAACAGACCUCAUGGCUCAGGGGAGCUGUGCUCAGGAAAGGUUUGAAUGUAAUGGCACUGAGUGUAACCCGGCUGGGCUGUGUGCUUGUGCAUAGGAGGCAGAGAGAAGCACAAUGAGAUAGUUCUAAUUUCGGCAAAGCAAAGCUUUCCCUUUGUGUGUGUCUAAGCCAUGGAAUCAUCUGGUCUUUGAUCGGAGAGUUUGUGUGUACUUGAGUGUACAUGUACCUGUGUGCUGGACCUGUCAGUUCCACGGGAGUGAAUUUUAUUUCUCAGGAAACCUCAACUAUUUUUAUUCUGGAGAUGAAUCUCCCAAGACUUGCAGCGCUCUGUCUCUGUUAUGGGUAUUGCAGCAGCUCCUCCUGUGACAGAGGUGCUGCACUGCAGCAUCAGCUGCCAGGAAUGCCAUGGUGGGCAUUUCUGUGGCAGGACCUCAGGGUCCCCUCUGGGCCUGGCCUGGCUUCCCACUCCUGUGUCUUGUGGGGGAACCGGUCUCUGUCACGUGGUGUGACAGGCUGUGUGUUUGCUGCCAGGGCAGGCACAAGGGGAUUAAACCUGGUGAGUUUGCACAGUUUCCUGGGGCAGCAUCAGCUGUGGCUGCUGGGCACUGGUCAUGGGGCUGGGGUGUUUGCUUGGUGGGUCGUGACCCCAGCAGUGUCAUUUGUCAGCCCAGGCUUUCUGCUGAACACCUGUUGGAAAUGAAUGACUUGUGGCAUGUCUUGCUGCUUUUAAAUUUGAAGUAUAAUAAAUUCCUUGUCUCUUUC